AUGGUCCUUAGGUGCCGUGCUCCAAUUGCUCGUCCUACAGUCAAAAAAGAGAAGUGCGCGUGGCCCGUAAGAAUGUCGGCAGAUGGUUGGCGACUUCCAAGCCAACGGCAGGAUUUGCCGGGAAUUCGCCAAUUGGGACCAUCAGGCGUCGGCUAUGGGACCAUUUCAAGAAGUAGAUGCUAUUCCACCUCGUCGAUCUCAUAUUUCGAGAAGAACGUGACUUGUUUCAUCGACGGUGACCAGAUUCUGAAAUAUACCGGCUGA
This is a messenger RNA of Caenorhabditis bovis, 264 nucleotides long. The record is from the annotation of a GenBank genome assembly. Lineage: Eukaryota; Metazoa; Nematoda; Chromadorea; Rhabditida; Rhabditidae.